AUAGAAGGGAGAGAGGAGGAAAUGAGAAGAUGGAUAAAACACCAAAGUCUGCUCCACCAUAAAGCCUGACAGAAGAGAAAUUGGGGAACACAAGAGCAGAAAAUCCUUGGAGAAAAAAAUGUCGAAGCCCCGGAGUCGAUGAAAAACCAGCGCUCAGCAUUUGGCUGAUUUUCGAGCGCACGGGAGCAGUGCUUCCUGCAGCCUUGGGUCUACACACACCCAUUCGGACUAAGCGAAUUUAGGGGCCAGCGCGGGUCACCUACUGCGGGCCGGGGGCGGGGCCGGCCCCACACUGGAGAAGCCAGAAGGCCGGCAAGCCGCGGGCUAGGAAAGGUGACCCUGGCGACCCCAAACGCCCCCGCCCCUCUCGCUGAGGCUGCACCUGCCCGCGGAGGGCGCCGAGCCGCCGACAGAGAAGAUGGCUAGCCCUGCGCCCUUAGUGGCCUCCAUCAGCCACCAAAUGGUGGCUCUGCAGACUCUGCAGCUGCUGCAGCAGGAGUGGGGCUGGGGGGACGGUCCGAGCGACCCCAGGAGCCCGUGCGAUCCGGACCACGUGUCCGCCACCCCAGCGCGUCGCACAGGCCCUCGCCGGGCCCGGCCGGGCCCGGGGCGGGAGGAUGGGGGCAGAGAACGGGCGGCCGGGAACUGGGGUUCUGGGGCGCGGGUAAGCUCCCCAGAAACGGUAGGGGUGCGAGGCGCCGAGGGGGGCGCAGAGCUGCUGCCCUUCCCCAGGGGCCGUGGGCCCUGCACCCUGGCCCAGAUGGCCAUGCGCAGCGCGCUGGCCCGCGUGGUGGACUCGACCUCGGAGCUGGUCAGCGUGGAGCGGACGCUGCUGGGCCCCCUGCAGCAGGAGCGGUCCUUCCGCAUCCAACUGAAGGACAGUGUUGAGUUUAGAAACAUCUGCAGUCAUUUGGCUCUACAAAUUCAAGGACAACAGUUUGACAGAGAUUUGAAUGCUGCCCACCAGUGUUUGAAGACAAUAGUCAAGAAGCUGAUUCAGUCACUUGCUAAUCUUCCUUCAGAUGCCCACAUGGUAGCUUGUGCUUCUUUGAGACAGAUCUUACAGAAUCUACCAGACAUAUGAAUGUUCAAGACACCAGAACUAAAAUCACAGCCAGAACUGCUAAGAGGACUGGGUACCUGACAUGCCUAAUUGUAUUAGCAGACAGUGGAUACUUUUAUUCCCAGUAAGGGGAGAUGUGAUGACAUAUAGAGCAGUCUGACCAGUGGCAUCCAUACCCUUCAAAAUCAUAGCAUGUUGGUUACCAUUUUUUAAAGCAGUAGCUCAUAUUUUUAAGUAUGCUGAUAUAUUUGCUUACUUUUUGAUUGAAAUAUAUUCCACUUUGUGGAACUGAUUGGAUUAUAUAUGUAUAUAUUUACCAAUUCAUAUUAAGGAUUAGUUUUGAUCAAAUGAUACAUUAAUCUAUACUUAUAUUAAUGUAAGCCUAUGAGGUUUAAUAGGGUUAUUUAAUAUGGUUAUAUGAUUAAAGCUUCAUGGUGCUUAGAAUUAUCUUGAAUAAAUAGGAUAUUUGAUAAUUGGUAUGUUCUACUUACUGAGCACUUCAUUUUAUGUUAUGAAAAUGAUAUUUAGAUGUUGUAGGACCACAUGUGUCAAUAAUUAUGAGUUCCAAUCCUGGCAUCAAUAACUUACUGUUGGACAGGAAAAGAGUUGCUUCUAAACCUUGUGCUUUUAUAUACUGAUUUGUAAAUUUGCAAUGAUAAUGAGCUAUGAAGUACCAAGGAUAUAUGAUCUGUAAAUACAAAGUACAGUAUUAUUAAAGUCUCAUGUGGAAACACGUA
Molecule: messenger RNA, 1800 nt
Organism: Suricata suricatta (meerkat)
Lineage: Eukaryota; Metazoa; Chordata; Mammalia; Carnivora; Herpestidae
Gene: DLEU7
Product: deleted in lymphocytic leukemia 7
Exons: 3
Coding region: 419-1084 (221 amino acids)
Source: RefSeq, a predicted model, not a curated record